Microdochium trichocladiopsis is the source of this 1923-nucleotide messenger RNA. RefSeq names its product cytochrome P450. NCBI's taxonomy places the organism in Eukaryota, Fungi, Ascomycota, Sordariomycetes, Xylariales, Microdochiaceae. Gene Ontology annotation, molecular function: oxidoreductase activity, acting on paired donors, with incorporation or reduction of molecular oxygen; iron ion binding; monooxygenase activity. The coding region runs from base 52 to 1698 and encodes 548 amino acids. The record is from RefSeq and is a predicted model, not a curated record. The transcript has 8 exons.
GCUGGUUUUGUGUUGUCACAAGAACAACAACCGCCGGCAUAUCAUCUCAAAAUGCAUCCUCCAGAGUCGGCAUCCCAGGCCGUCACGCUGGCCCAGGAGCUUGUCGAGCGAUGGCCAUACGCCGCGUCUGCCACCGCUGCAAUCGUCGCAGGCCUGCUGGCCCAGUACUUACUCAAGCCAGAUCCUCUGGCCGGUUUCCCCAUCGUGGGAAAGGGUAGUGUCCAUAAGCGGCGCAAGUAUUUUGUCUCCGGCAGAGCCCGCGAGCUCUAUUUCGAGGGGUAUCGUCAGUUGUACAAUGCGACCAACGCUGCGUUCCGGAUCACAACCUCCAGAGAAACCGAGGUCGUGGUGAUAGAUCCCAAAUACGCCAAGGAGCUUGCGAAACUGCCAGACAACUUUCUGAGCUUCAACAAGGCUGUCGAAGAGACUAUGCAAGAAAAGUUCACGCACGUCUCGGGGAACGGUGGCGCGUAUCUCCCGCACACCAUCAAGGCAAACCUGACACCAGCUCUCGGCCGUCUCAACCCCGUGCUGGCCAAGGAAGUGCGCGAGUCAAUGGAACUUGAGCUGCCCCAGACAUCAGAGUGGACCGAGUUCAUCCUCAGCCCUAAGCUCUAUCGUAUUGUUGCCAUGGCCUCGGGCCGCAUCUUUAUUGGUGCCGAGCUGUGCCGGCAGGAGGAAUACCUUGAUGCCGCCAUCAACUACACGAUCGAGGUCAUGACUGCCGUGUUUCUCAUCCAGAUGAUGCCGACCUGGCUUCGUCCCAUCUUGGCGCCGUGGAUCCCGCAUGUCCGGAAGCUCGAGAAGCAGCGCCAGAGGGCAAAGGACUUCCUCGUCCCCAUCAUCACGGCUCGGAGGAAAGCCGCGGCCGAGGACCCCAACUACCAGCCCCCAGACGACAUGCUGCAGUGGAUGGACGACGACCUGACCAAGCAGCAGGGCAAGCGGCCGACAGUCGAGGAUCUCGCGAUCCAACAGCUGGGUAUCAGCUUCGCAGCGAUCCACACCACGACCAUGACGGUGACGAACGUCAUCUAUACCCUCGCCUCCAUGCCUGAACUCGUGCCGGUGUUGAGAGAAGAUGUCCGACAAGCCCUCGAGGAGACCGAUGGCGAGUUCACCAGCUUGGCUCUGCAGAACAUGAAGAAGCUCGACAGCUUCAUGAAGGAGAACCUUCGCUUCUACUCCAUGUCCGCUUCCUCCUUCCAGCGCAAGGUCCUGCAGCCCUUCCAGCUGUCCAACGGCCAAGUGAUCCCUGCCGGAGUCAUCAUCGAGCUCCCGAGCUGCGCUGUCAACGCAGACGCCAGCGUCUUCCCGGACCCGGAGAAGUUCGACCCCAUGCGCUACUACAAGCUCCGGCAGUCAAAGGAGGGACCCGGCGGCGACGAGGCAGACGAGGCAGACCCAGACAAGAAAGUCGCCAAGCUCUCGGGAGCCAAGGCCGCCGAGGUCACGGCCAGCAGCCAGUUUGUCAGCGUCUCGCCGUCGAGCCUGACUUUUGGGCUCGGCCGCCACGCCUGUCCGGGCCGGUUUUUCGCGGCCAACGAGAUCAAGAUGAUCAUGUCGGUCAUGCUGAUGCACUACGACAUAGCCCUGCCCGAGGGCGAGACGGCGAGGUUUCCCAACUUGACUUUUGGCCAUACUUCUGCUCCUGACCCGAAGAGGCUGGUGCGCAUGCGGAAGCUGGCGGACAUGUAGAUUAUUGCAAAAGCUCAGCAACUUUCGAGCCUGUUGUGUGUGGUGUGAAGUCCGUGGGUGGUGUCACUUGAUGGGUUCGGGGGAGACCGUGGACUAUGGGACAGAAGACUGCACGAAGUUUAUAUACCCCCUCUUGUGAGAAUCGCUGAGAAGUCCCCGAGCGGCAAGCCAUUCGCUCUGCUAUUUAUAGUUGGAUGAUAAAUUCCAUUGGAGCAUGCACGCGAU